Molecule: messenger RNA, 396 nt
Organism: Canariomyces notabilis
Lineage: Eukaryota; Fungi; Ascomycota; Sordariomycetes; Sordariales; Chaetomiaceae
Product: COPI associated
Exons: 6
Coding region: 1-396 (131 amino acids)
Biological process (GO): vesicle-mediated transport
Cellular component (GO): Golgi membrane
Source: RefSeq, a predicted model, not a curated record
AUGGAUCUCGCCGACAGCUUUCGCAUCGUCAACCUCGCGGUUGCGGUGCUUAUGAUACUGGGGGGUAUCGCGCAGUUCUUUCCGAGCGGGUUCAAGGAGAUUGUUGUUGGUGUUUAUGUCAUUAUCUUCGGCUUGGCGACCGGAUUGCUUGAGUUCCGCAUCCCUCCGCAGGUUUCGCGAUACGCCUCGUUCCUAUUCUCGUUCAUCGGCCGUGGUGUUUUCUACAUCUUCAUCGGUUGCAUUAUCCUCGACCACGAUCACACCCUCCGAAUCAUUGAUGGGUCUAUCAUCGGCUUGAUUGGUGUCGCCUACGUCGUCCUCGAGUUCAUCCCGUCUAUUGAGCCGCCCGCGAACAUGAGGGAGGCGGAUGCUGGCUGGGGUGCCGAGCAGGUUUAA